Hemicordylus capensis (graceful crag lizard) is the source of this 3469-nucleotide messenger RNA. RefSeq names its product thymocyte selection associated family member 2 (gene THEMIS2). The record is from RefSeq and is a predicted model, not a curated record. Lineage: Eukaryota; Metazoa; Chordata; Lepidosauria; Squamata; Cordylidae. Bases 36 to 1775 code for a protein of 579 amino acids. Gene Ontology annotation, biological process: T cell receptor signaling pathway. The transcript is spliced from 6 exons.
ACUCUGCCACAGCAGCAGAGUCCGUGCCAGGCACGAUGGACUCUAUUUCCUUCCAGCAGUACAUCUGCAAUUUGGAUCCCACUUCCCUGCCAAGAGUGGUGAAGAUCUGCUCUGGCGUCUACUUCCAAGGGUCUGUUUAUGAAAUCUUGGGCAGUGAAUGCUGUUUAUCAACAGGAGACCUCAUGAAGAUCGUAGAUGUUCAGCUCCAGAAAGUCACCUGUGAAAAUAUGGAGAACGGGCACAUGUUUGAUCUGCCGCAGGAUUUCAAAGGUCUUUUUCAGCCCAUUCCAGAAACGCCAGGUGGUACCCAGAAGAAACCCUUCUCUCUGAACCCCUUCUCGACCCAGAGCAAAACCGCAGAGUUCUGUGGGCGACUGUACAGUCUCCAGGAAGUCUUGCGGUCCGCUGCUGUGCGGCAGAAGAGGCUGUCGUGUCUCGAGAUUGGCAGGAGCGAGUUCCAGCUCUACCCUGUGUACAAAGUGAAAGCAAUCAUGCACUUUCGAAACGGCGUGGUGAAAAUUGACUCGACGCUGGAUGUUGAGGUGGUCGAUGUCACUGAGGAGUCUCGUGACGUCUACUUUAUCAAGCCGUUGAUGCUGAGUGAGGUCCUGCUAUCGGAUCACAGGCUGCCGGUGGAGGCCGAGAUCCUUGAGGCACCGGAACUCCCAAUUGCUUUCCAAAGUGACUGGGUUUCCUGCCUCUCUAAGGGCUGUAGGGUCCAUAUCCACAGCAAAGGGUCAUCGAGGCAAAUCCUAGCCUCCUCCCAGCAGGGCAAGAAAGGGGCCUGCCACUACUUCCUCCUCUCCAGCAGCUACAAAGGGACCUUUCGCCGAUGCCCACGCAAGUUCAGCUCCACCACGGAGUUGGCUCUCAGCCUCGGCCCGGCCAGGAAACUGCAGGUGGUGGUCACAAAGGACCACAACAGCAGCGAGGAGAUGCCACUGUUCACUGUCGGGGACCGGCUAAGAGUCCUGAGCCUUGCCAGGGCAGACAAUCCUUCCGGCAUGGACAUGCUUGUGUGCUGCAGGGACAAUGGAGAGGAGGAGGAAGAGGAGGAGCAGGUCCGGCUGCCUCUCUUCUUGGAAGCUGGCUUUGUGGAAGACCUCAGAGACAACAAGAAGUAUACUCUCAGUGAAGUUGUGCAGGAGCUCCAGCUCCCCUGCGAAGUCAAGGUGGUGCCCAAGGAUGCUGCUGACCCUCUAGGCAGUGUCUCCAUCCUGAGGCUGGAGGCCCAGAUCAAAGAACACUGUCUCCUGGUCAGCUUGGCCAACGAGCCGUCCCUUGCCUUUGAGAUUCCUCCAAAGUGGAUGGACGUGCCUCUUUUCUUCACCGAAGGCUCGGAGAAGCCCUCACCUCCCACCAGCUGCUCCAAGGUGGAGGAGCUGAGUGAGGCCUUUUAUUAUCACUUGCUGAAGCUGCUGCCCAGCAACGUGCCUCCGCCUCCAAGGCCCCCUAAGCGGAGGGAUUCCAAGCUCAACAAUUGCCCCGAAAAGCCCGGAGAAAGGAAGACUAGUGCAGCGGAGAUCUCUAAGCCGCCUUUUAGAGAGUCAAAGUCUCAAGAAUCUGCAAAAACAGGAGCGCGUCAGGAUUCUCUGAGAUAUCCAAACCAGUACACCAUCCAAUAUGGACCACAAAGGCCCCCGAAGCCCACCAAACCUUGCUUCCAAGUCACAGGGACAUCAGCCAGCGACGACUCUGACCACGACUAUGAGGAACUUUGUGAAGAAGUUCAAAAGACAGUUCACAAGCUGCAAAGAGCUAGUAUUAAGCACUGAGACUCUCAUGAAUCAGGUCACAGGCUCAGUUCUUUUGUCCUCAUCUCUCUCCACCACGCUCUGGAUAGUGAAGGUUGCUGCUUGUUCUCACCUUUUCCCAUUAUUUCUGGACAGCAGCUGCCAUCUUGCUUUGGAAACAAAGGCCGAGAGCUAGAGUGGCCAAAAACUACAGGACAGGACUCUAAUCAGCACUUCCAAUGCUAGCACACAGGAGGACCGCAGUUUCCUUCCUUAAGUAUAAAGACCAAAGAGUGAGUUAUCUUUAGAGCCUUGUAUGACAGUGUCUGUGCUCAUGCUUUUUAGCAGGGCAUGACCUAAGGUUAGGUGAGCACUAACAUGGUAGCACAAAGUUAUAGAAGCUUCUUAAUAUUUUAACAAACUACCCUGAGAUCAGACACACAAGGCUUUCAUUGCAUUUGUAAAGUGCUGGAUGCUGUUGACAAGGGUUUGCGUUAGCAUGAUUAUAUGGUUUGUGGUUGGGUGGUUUUUUGCGUGCUUUGUAAUCUUUCCUUAACCAGUCAAGCAUUCAUCCUUGACUAGAAAAAAACAGGUGAAUGACCUUCGUGUCUGUACUGUAAUGCACCUAGUGGUGUGCAUCUUGCAUGGUCCGUGUUGCCUUUUUAUCUGCUUUUAAAGCUGCUACCCAAGAAAGAGCAAAGCCUUGCCUUCUGCUCCAGUUUGUUCUCUAAAGGAGUAUCCAGUUGUUAGAAUAAAAGCUGGGAUUAUCUGGGUUUUGCAGGAGAUUUUACAUGAGAAGCCAUGGCAAGAUUGUGGAACACGGUAUCCUAGGACAAAACAAGACCAGCCUUACUGUCUCAGGUCAAAGGCCCAUCUACUCCAGCAUCCUGCUUCACGUACUGGCCAACUGAGUUGAUGUAGGAAGUGGGAGAAAGAGGACAAUGCUCCCCACCACUGGUAUUCAGGAGAAUGUCCCCUCCAAUCCUGGAGGAAAUAUACAGCUAUCCAGGCUAGUGGCCACUGAUAGCCCCGUCAUCCAUGAACUUGCCUCUGUCCCUUUUAAACCCAUCUAGAUUGGUGGCCAUCACCACAUCCAGCAGGAGCAAAUUCCAUAGUUUAACUACACGUUGUGUAAAGAAGUACUCUUAUCUGUCCUGAGUCUCCCCCUAGAACUUACCUUCAAGGUAACAUUAGUCCCAACUAAAAAGGCCCAAACAUUGUAGUCUUUCCUCAGAGGAGUCACUCCAGCCCACUGAUCAUUUUGGUUACCCUUCUCUGCACCUUUCCCAACUCUACACUCCCCCGUAAAGGUGCCGUGACCAGAACUGUACACAGUAUGCUGGGUGCAGCUGCACCAAAGGUUUAUCUAAGGGCAUCACUGGAGGAGGAAGGGCUUUUUGGGGAACCUGCUACAGCUGCCACUUGGUUGGAGUAUCUGCUUUUGCUGUUGCUCCUCUCUCUUCCAGCUACUGCCUUAUUUAACCAGAGUGCUACCGGAGGCAUAAGCCAAAGGGCUCUCAGCCUGAGGUGAUCAGCUGAGGCAUGACAACCUUGACCUUCAUUCAGAAGAUUAUCUAGCCCUCCAGCCUUUUCCUCUAGCUUGAUACUAUCCUUAAGGUGCAGUAACCAGAACUGUACACAAUACCAGGUGCCGUCACACCAUAGAUUUCUAUAAGGGCAUUACUACAUCAGCAGUUUGAUUAUGACAGAAUCAUGUCAGCGAAAGGAGAAAGAUA